Messenger RNA from Pecten maximus, 1775 nucleotides. RefSeq names its product tRNA (guanine(10)-N2)-methyltransferase homolog. The record is from RefSeq and is a predicted model, not a curated record. Gene Ontology annotation, molecular function: nucleic acid binding. The transcript has 14 exons. The coding region runs from base 22 to 1488 and encodes 488 amino acids. NCBI's taxonomy places the organism in Eukaryota, Metazoa, Mollusca, Bivalvia, Pectinida, Pectinidae. Gene Ontology annotation, cellular component: cytoplasm. Gene Ontology annotation, biological process: methylation.
AGCUCUUACACAUUUUCCAACAUGGCUGCGCCCAUGAACAGUUCAUGCUUUUUGCGAACAUACUUAAUCCAAUUCGCAAAUCAACACACAGAUUUCAGGACUGCGGAAUUCAAUGCAUUAAUUGAUUUGUUUAGUGUUGAUAUCCAAUGGAAAGAAAAUGACAUUGAAGAAAAGACCCCAUACCUGAUGGUGAAGUCACUUUCUGAGGAGCAUGUGAGAAAAGUUGGAAGUCGGUCUGUUUUGAUAAAGAACAUCAUAGAACUGUGGGGUCAUGGCAGCACAUAUUCAGAGUUAAACAAAAGUUUGAGAGAAACAAAUAAAGAUAUCAUGGCCCCACAUUUAGUUAAAGAAAAAUCCUUCAAGUUUGAGCUGGAUGCUUUCAACAAGAAGGUCAUUCAAUCUUAUAAGUUGGACAGAUUUGAGAGUUUCCCUCGCGAUGUAUUAGCUUUCCAAGGUGAAGUAAAUUUGAGAAAUCCAGAUGAGACAUAUUUUCUCUUGGAGGAUUAUGGGCCAUUUGGAAGCCAGGCUCCAGACAAUCCUCUUUACAUAUACUUUGGAAGACAGAUUUCAGAGGGCCAGAGAGAUGCCAUUAGAAGAUACACUUUGCAGAGCAGAAAGUUUAUAGCUAACACCAGUAUGGACGCUGGUCUCUCACUUCUCAUGGCCAACAUUGCCCAAGUGAAAAAAGAUGAUCUUGUCAUGGACCCGUUUGUAGGAACAGGAAGCCUUCUGGUGGCAUGUGCUCACCAUGGGGCUUAUGUUAUGGGCACUGAUAUCAACUACCUUCUGCUGCACGCUAAAGGUAAACCUUCACGAGCCAAACAGGAAAAGCGAGAGUCGGACGAGAGUAUCCAGGCUAACCUAUGUCAGUAUGGUCUGGGAGACUACUAUCUCGACGCAGUUGUUGGAGACGCAUCCAAGCACCACAUGUGGCGCCAGCAGCCAAUGUUUGAUGCUAUCAUUACUGAUCCUCCUUAUGGUGUUAGAGAAAAAGCAAAGAAGGUGGGCACAGAUGUUGGUGAUGUUAAACUGACAGACGACCAUAAAAUAGGACACGUUCCUCAAAAGGUUGAUUACCAUCUUGGUCAGAUCUUUAAAGAUCUUUUGAACUUUGCUGCCAAGUUUCUACACCUGGGCGGGCGGCUGGUGUACUGGUUUCCAGUCUAUAGACGGGGCUAUAAGGAGGAGAACAUCCCCACUCAUCCCUGUCUGUGUCGUGUAGCUAAUUGUGAACAGGUAUUGAACUGCCGCAUCUCUCGUCGUCUCAUCACCAUGGAGAAAGUUCAACCCUUUGAGAAAAUCCACGAGUCUGACAAUGCUCAAGUCGAAGUAGAUCACUACGAGGAGGCGUCAUUUCGACAAAUGUAUUUCCAUCCACGACGUUCAAAGGAAGGCGACGCCAAUGAUCAAGUAGAAAAUGGAGAAGGUGUGGAGGAAGCUAAUCUUGUUGACAAAAUAGCCACCACUUCUCUCGCUGAAAAUGGAUGAUGUUAUUUUGAUAUGGAACGUCUUGCUGAGAUAUCGCAUUAAAAUUAGGGUUUUCAAAAUCCAGAGAUACAGUUGAAAUAUCAGUCAAUCUGAUUAGAAUGUUUCUCGUCUAUGAUAUCGAUAGCCCCCCAUUGAGUGAAGGGUCAUCCUCAAACAUUCGGAUGAUUUCCUACAUAAUGCCGAGCUACUGUGAAAUAAUUGUCAGGGCAUGUCAGCUUCUUAACAUCAUCUUUUACUUUAACAAUAUGACUGUGAUAUUUUAAUAUAAUAAACAAGCAAAAGUGUAA